CUGAAGACGAAACAUCACCAAAUCUUUCAUCUUCUACUCUUGUCUCCACUUCUCUUCUCUGUAACAUAAACAUAUUAUUAUUAUUACCAAAGUCAUUCAACGUUCCAGCUGUACCUUCUCUGUUCUUUCAAAACUUCAGAAUGAUCACCACACUUGCUCUCUGAUCCGAAUUGUUAUACUACUUUACAACUUCUUCAUAAGAUUCUUUACUCGGUGACGAAUAUGAUGAUGAGUAGUAGCAGUAGCAACACCACCAACAGUAGCAGCAGCAGCAGCAGUAGUAGUAGUAGUACAAUUGGGAAGAACCGAAAGGCGGUAAAUCGAGAGAAGAUAAUAUCUCUGCAACAAGAUGUUGAAAAGCUGAGGAAGAAGCUGAGGCUUGAAGAGAACAUUCACCGAGCAAUGGAAAGAGCUUUUAAUAGACCUCUUGGUGCACUUCCCCGUCUUCCUCCAUUUUUACCUCCACCGAUUUUGGAGUUACUUGCAGAAGUGGCUGUUCUCGAAGAGGAAAUGGUUCGGUUAGAAGAACAUAUUGUGCAUUGUAGACAAGAAUUGUAUCAAGAAGCAGCUUCUACAUCUUCAUCGAUAGCGAAGUUGAAAUGCUCAGCUGAUUUGCCUAUGCAUUGGGAGAGAAAAUCAAAGUCAGCUUCUAGUAAUGCUAGAGAAUCUGAAUCUGAAUCAAAGUCAGCUUUUAGUAAUGUUUCAGAUAGUCUGAGGGGUAAAGAGAACAAGUUGAGUGCUAAUCCAACGAUCAGAACACCGGUGAAGAAAAUGCAUAUUAUUCAUACACAGCUGAAUAAGAGUUUAGAUGCUCAGAAACUUCAGGAAUGUCAUACUCCCCGCAAAUCAAAUGCAGAGCGGAGGUCUUAUGAUGGCGCUAAGGGCUGCGACCCGAAUAAAAUCUCCGAGGAUUUAGUUAAAUGUCUCUCUAACAUUUUCAUGAGAAUGAGUUUAGUAAAGAAAGCCGCGGUUACAAAAUCUCAAGAAAACGCAUUCAUCAAAGAUCCUUAUGGAAUUUGCACGAGCUUUACAAGAAGGGAUAUUGGUCCAUAUAAGAAUUUUAAAGAUGUUGAAGCAACUUCAGUAAACCGAAAUAGAAUGUCGUCAAGCUCCUCAUUGUUUCUCUACCGCCAACUGAAAAGUCUGCUUGGAAAACUUUCUUCAGUCAACUUGCAGAAACUUAAUCAGCAGGAGAAGUUAGCUUUCUGGAUUAACAUUUAUAACAGCUGCAUGAUGAAUGGUUUCCUUGAACAUGGAAUACCAAAGAGCCAUGAUAUGGUGACACUAAUGCAAAAGGCGACUAUAAAUGUGGGAGGCCACUCUCUAAAUGCAAUGACGAUCGAACACUUCAUCCUCCGCUUACCGCAUAACUCAAAAUAUAUUUCACCUAAGAGUUCAAAGAAAAAUGAAGUGGCAGCAAGAAGUAAAUUUGGGUUGGAAUUGUCAGAGCCACUAGUAACAUUUGCUCUCUCAUGUGGUAGUUGGUCAUCACCCGCGGUACGGGUGUACACCGCGGGUAAAGUAGAGGACGAACUAGAGGUGGCGAAAAGAGAGUAUUUGGAAGCAUCGGUGGGGAUAUCCGUGGCGAAAAUGGGGAUACCGAAACUAAUGGAUUGGUAUAGCCAUGACUUUGCAAAAGACAUUGAAUCAUUGCUUGAUUGGAUUAGCCUUCAGUUGCCUACUGAGUUGAGAAAAGAUGCUCUCAACUGUCUUCAACAAGAGAUGUCUAAGGCCCCUUCCUCUUCUACUUCUCUUGUCCAUGUUAUCCCUUAUGACUUCACUUUUAGAUACAUUUUUUCUAUCUGAAAAUUGUAGGAGAGGUUUGUUUUCUCUCUUUAGUCUUUUGGUUUCGAUAGUAUUUGUAUACACCAACAUAAAAAGUACAUAAACAAGGAGAAACCGAGAUUAUCAAAUAAUGAGAUAUGAAAUAAUCUAUACUAGUA
Capsella rubella is the source of this 1943-nucleotide messenger RNA. RefSeq lists its product as uncharacterized. The record is from RefSeq and is a predicted model, not a curated record. The transcript has 12 exons. Lineage: Eukaryota; Viridiplantae; Streptophyta; Magnoliopsida; Brassicales; Brassicaceae. Bases 223 to 1806 code for a protein of 527 amino acids.